AUGAAGAGAAAAGAAAAAAGGGAGAGGGUAGUUAGAGAGAAAGGGGAGACAAAAGCAGAAAAGAAAGAAGGUGAAGUUGUAUCAUCUCAUCUGAGCGCAAUGCCCCCUGAAAGUAGGCAACCAUACUAUUUGCCUCCUGCAAGUUUCAUACAACAGAAACAGAAUGGAAAAGUAUCUCUGAAGGCUUUGAAGAAGUAUGCAACUUUCCUAAUUGUGUAGGAGCCGUAGAUGGCAAGCAUGUUCAAAUCAAACCACCACCGGGUAGCGGAGCAUUUUAUUAUAAUUACAAAAGUUAUAACAGUUUACUUCUCAUGGCUAUAUGUAAUGCAAAUUAUGAAUUUAUAAUGUGUGAUUUUGGUACCACCGGUCGAAUAUCGGAUGGAGGAUUCAUAGCAUGCACUCAUUUCUACACAAAAUUAAAAAAAAAACUUUAAAGCUGCCACCUGCAACAUGCCCACGAAACAGUGACAGAGAGCUACCAUUUGUAUUCGUUGGAGAUGAAGCUUUUGUAUUACGUAGUGAUUUCUUAAAACCUUACAGUCAAAACGACCUGAAUCAUGAUCGAAAAAUUUAUGAUUACCGCUUAUCAAGGGCACGAUACAAAAUUGAAAAUUCAUUUGGCAUACUAUCAGCAAGAUUUCAAGUACUUCAGUCAGCUAUCAGUCUACAGAUAGAAUCGAUAGACAAGGUCGUAAGGCUUGCUGCGUCCUGCAUAAUUUCUUAAGACGCAAAUGCAGUCAGUUUUACACACCAAUGGAUUCUUUAGAUCAAGAAAAUCGUACAGACGGAACGGUGCAAAUGGGGCUUAGAGCAAAUCCUUCGCAACUAGCAAACCUGCAAUGUAGCCAUAGCAGAAACUUCAGUAGCGAAGCAAGUCAUGUGCGUCGAGAGUUUACUCAAUUUUUUAACGAAGAAGGGGCUCUGAGUUGGCAAGAACGAAUGAUACAAUAAUAAUUAAUGGUGCCAUCAUAACAAUCAAAAUUUUUGCUUUUUUCGUCAGUUUAAGAAGUAGUUUUCUGAAUUAUUAUCACUUAAAAAUUAAAGCU
This is a messenger RNA of Acanthoscelides obtectus, 1046 nucleotides long. The record is from the annotation of a GenBank genome assembly. Lineage: Eukaryota; Metazoa; Arthropoda; Insecta; Coleoptera; Chrysomelidae.